AUGGCUCCUACCAGUCCCAAGCACGUCGUCGCUUCGCGCCAGUCUGUCGGCGACAAUUGGCCGUCGUGGAUCAUCAAGGGCCCUAUUUACGACAAGCCGGGCAGUGACCCCAUCUCUCAGCAGAUCCAGGCAGACCAGGAGGCUCAAGCUCAGCAGAAUCAACAGAGCCAGCAGGGCGAGACGGCUCCUCCCACGGCUCAGCACCAGCAGGUUCGCUGUCGCGCAAAGGGCAACAAGGUGAAGCCUUCAGCCGACGAGACCAAGGCCAGCAUGGCAGGCCACAAUGCCGCACCCAGCCACGCAACCGGUAAGAGCCAUGUUGCCGUCGUCAAGGAGGACCAUUAUCAAGCCGUCGCUAUGGAGCAGGAACCCGGUCAAGCUCAAGGCCAGGACCAGUCGCAGACUCCCCCUGCGCCUGAGCGCUCGCGUCCCUUCGGUCUCGAUGACCUCGACAUCCCCUCGAACGUGCCUGUCGGUCCCAUCUACAACGAGGCGGGUGACGACGUCACGGGGCAAGCACCGAGCCUACAAUCCAUCAAGGACACGAUUCUCAACUGGCUGCACAACCAGCGCCGCUCCACGGGUCAGCACCAUGAGCAGCAACACCACUUCGUCGACGCCUCAAUGGCUAAGGCCAAGGCUUCGCUCCGAUCUGAUUCUCACCAUGGUCAGCAUCUUCACCGUCGCAACGCACCCCCGGCCGACCUACAGCUUGACCACCCUGGUCAGCGAAGGCCGCCAAUGAGCUUGGACUACCCUGCAACGUCGCCCAAGGAGCUGCCCCACGAGGACCUGCGUCAACCUCAACCUCACUCUAGGGCUGAGCAUCCCGCUGAGGACCAAUCCGAGGGGCAUCCUGAGGAGCACCCGGAUGAACACCACCCCUCGUCCGACAAAGACCAGUCUGCCGUCAACACGGACUCCCCUUCUGAGUCGCCCAAGGAGGAGCCUCACGCGGACCUUCGUCAUCCUGAAGCUCAUUCAGAGUUGGAUGCAGACGCUCACAAGCAGCCCCAUCCUCCUCACCCUGAUGACGACCAUCACAGAGACCAUCGCUCAGAUGACGAGUCGUUCGCCUCAAGCGACUACCAGGAGCGUUCUCGCGACCUCUCUGACCUCCUGGACGACGUCAAUGACGAGAUUCGCCAUCUUGGCCACGACAUCAAGCCGCGCGCCGACUCAGGGAGCCAAACCCAAGCCGACUUCAUCAAGAGUCUUGAGAAGAUUCAACAUCAGCUCGACGACCUCGAGCAAAAGCUCCAUAAGCAGCAGCACAAAGGUAAGGACAGCAAGGAUAAGAGCCCGCUCGGCACAUUCGAUGAUGACGAGGAUGAGGACCGAGACGAUCGCCAAGAUGAGGAAGAGGAAGGCCACCACCACCAUCAUCAUCGUGACCGUGACAUCGAGAAUCUGCGCAAGCGAUUGCCUCACGCCUUCCUCACCAAAGUCAAGCGUCAACAGACGAUCCAGAUUCCGCCCAUCCCGCCCAUCCCGUCUAUGCCGCCCAUUCCAAGCAUCCCGCCCAUCCCUGGCUCAUCGCCUGUCUCGUCACCGGGGGCGUCACCAGCUCAGCAGACUCAGGAUGGUGGCAACCAGCGUGGACGCAACCAGCAGCAUGCAGGACAAGGGCAGCAUCCUGACGCCAAGCGAGUGGCAGCCAUUCCCGCUGAGGACAUCCACGAGUCGUCGCCUGAGUCAGUCAAGACCAACAAUGCGCGCGAUGAGAGUAUCGAGGCGCCCACUGCGCCAGCAGUACCACCUGUCCCUCCCUACUCGAAGCCCGCCGUACCUGCCGUGCCUGCUAUCCCUAGUCAACAGCAGCAGACUCGCCGCGAGGUUCUCGACAAGAGGCAGCAAGCUCCCGCCGCGCCGACCGUUCCUACCGCUCCUCAGGCUCCCGCCCUGCCUAACGCAUCCGCCGCCCCGGCUGCCCCGGCUGCUCCAACCUCGCCCGAAAGGCCCUCGAACGGUAGCCUCGCUCGCCGUGAGAUUUCACCCUCGUCACCCUCCUCAGCAGGCAAGAAGCGUCUCUACGGCAUCCACCGCAAACAGAAGGCUGAGGCUGAGGCUAAGAUCAGGUGCUCGCAUGGUGCGGCUGCUCAGAGCCAUCACGGCAAGCGCCUCUUCGGUGAACAUCACCGUGAGGAGGCAGAGGCCAAGUCAAAGUGUCCGCCAUCAGGCGAGGAGAAGGACGACGAUAAGGACGACGAUGAGGACGCCGACGAUGACCGUGAUGGAGAGGAUCGUCAUCACCACCACGCCCGCGACAGCAAGGCAGCCAUGUCUCCUGACAUUGAGCGCCUGCAUCAAGCGUACCGCGCACCUCCUCUCGUACGUCGUCAAGACCACACGCACCUCGUCGAAGAUGCCACUAUCUCUACCUCUGCCUCACUCUCGGCAACGGCUUCAGCAGCGGCAGCGAGCAAUUACAACGCCACCCUCGGUACGAACCUCUCUUGCCUCGAGUCCCUCGGCCUCAUGGUGGUCAUCUUCGCCGUGCUGAUGAGCAUCGUCACCUGGCUGGGGGCGAAGCGCGCUUACCACGCCCGCAGGAGGAUGCAGCGUCGCCACCAAGCUACGGUCGUCGAGCAUGCCAAGGUCUUUUCAAACGGGAUUGACAUCGACGUUCAUUCGCACGGGCCCAGCGGGGAUGACACGCUGGUGAACAGCUCGCCUGUCGAUCGUGCUGAUCAAAUUGGCAAGGGCAAGAAGGAACUCGAUCAGCACGCUGCUCAACACCUGGAUCGCAGCGAUGCGGACUCGCGCGCACCUGAGGAUGGGGAAAGGCAGAGCCUCCUGCUCUCGCGUAGGGAUGAGGAGGGCAUCUUUGUGCUCGAGCCGACCCAGCCUCGCCACUGA
Molecule: messenger RNA, 2859 nt
Organism: Jaminaea rosea
Lineage: Eukaryota; Fungi; Basidiomycota; Exobasidiomycetes; Microstromatales
Exons: 1
Coding region: 1-2859 (952 amino acids)
Source: RefSeq, a predicted model, not a curated record